CUGCUACGCUUAUCCUUUCUCCAGUACUAAUUGCAUGCCUGAGAACAGGAGAAGCCAGUGGGUGAUUGUAUGAGUGUUAUCAACCUCCAAGGCAAGUUGGACUGCAAGUAUGUAGUUGGGCUUUACUACAGCGCGAAGCCUCAGCGCGCCAAUCUCAGAGAACGUUGGCCCGAAUCGGUUGAAGAAAACCUCGAGCGUCUAGAGAAUGCCGGUAUCCCUUACGAUCGAGAGGUUCCAAAGUGCUCGAACUGUGGAGGUAAAUCACACCCUUUGGCUUCUAGGAAUAGAUAGCUGAUGAAGCAUCGAAGAAAUGGGUCAUACUGCGCGCGGCUGC
Messenger RNA from Aspergillus alliaceus, 334 nucleotides. RefSeq lists its product as uncharacterized. The coding region runs from base 70 to 291 and encodes 73 amino acids. Lineage: Eukaryota; Fungi; Ascomycota; Eurotiomycetes; Eurotiales; Aspergillaceae. The record is from RefSeq and is a predicted model, not a curated record. The transcript has a single exon.